AGCCAGCUGUACAUACUGAGAGGCUCCAGAUAUUGGUGGUCUCUUUGAUCCAUCUUGUAUUGGAACCUGUUUCCUUAAAUGGGUUUGAGAAGAUGGGGAUAUAAUGGGGACAGGGGAAGAAGGAUUCACUAUUCUUUUCUAUGCUUGGUAGCGGUGAGAACUGAGAACAUUAAACCGCCAUUGUGAACUCUAAUGAAGCGGAUUCUCUUGUCCCUAAAGAAAAAAGAAGGUCGAGUGUUGGCAGCAAGAUAGCAAUGUUGACCAACAUUUAUCUUAUCAUCGAAUCCAGAAUACAAUCCGAUCUACAAAAUGAGAUCUCAAGUGUGUUUUGACAUCAAACAGUAAGGAUCUUGAGUUUUCGAGAUACGAAUUCAUCUAAUAACAGUUGCCUAGUUCAUGUUCUUCAUUCUGUCCACUCACUCUACUGACCACUAACUCUGGUCCCUCAAAUCCAAAAUUUGAUAAGGUAACUCUACAACCUAAUUUGAAGAGUGCAUCAGCUUCAUAUGAAGACAAACGGAAGAAGCAGCAACAAACGGAAGAAGCAGCAGCAAAACAACCCCAAUGGCCGGGUCCCCGAAAUCCCCGACGCCCUGCCUCUCGUCGGCCAUCUCCACCUCCUCGGCGGCAACCAGACCCUCUCCCGUAAACUCAAAGUCCUCAAUCGCCAUGAAAGAUCCCUGGAACAAAUGAAGGACGCGGAAAAGGAUCGGGGAUCAAAAGUUGGGUUUGUUUCUUUGAUAGACAGAGUAGAGCUAAGGGCUGUGUAAGAAAGAGACGAGGAUGUUGUAGGUGACGCAGCUAAUCUUCCGGCCGAGCACGACGGCGGUGACGACCGGGUCGAGGACGGUGUGGUGGUUGCAGACGAAGAGGACGCCCGACUGCCCCUUUCUAGACGACGGCGAGUGUGACGGAGACGGGGCCUAUGCUUUAGAGCGAACUGGAAAAUGUGUAGGGUUAAUUCUUAUUUAUUAUUUUUAUUGUUAAUUUACCCUUAUACCUUUAAUGAAUCUUGUUGUUAGUA
Molecule: messenger RNA, 1024 nt
Organism: Linum trigynum
Lineage: Eukaryota; Viridiplantae; Streptophyta; Magnoliopsida; Malpighiales; Linaceae
Source: the annotation of a GenBank genome assembly